Messenger RNA from Lytechinus pictus (painted urchin), 1272 nucleotides. Its product is annotated as putative ankyrin repeat protein RF_0381. The transcript has a single exon. The record is from RefSeq and is a predicted model, not a curated record. Lineage: Eukaryota; Metazoa; Echinodermata; Echinoidea; Temnopleuroida; Toxopneustidae. Bases 1 to 1272 code for a protein of 423 amino acids. Gene Ontology annotation, molecular function: protein binding.
AUGGAGGAUAAUAAUGGUCGGACUGCAUUUCACAGUGCUGCCUUCAAUAGUCAUAUUGACGUCAUCAAAUAUCUGAUCAGUGAAGGAGCUGAGGUUAAUAAGGAGGAUAAUGAUGGUCGGACUGCAUUACACAGUGCUGCUUCCAAUGGUCAUAUUGACGUUAUCAAAUAUCUGAUCAGUGAAGGAGCUGAGGUCAAUAAGGAGGAUAAUGAUUGUCGGACUGCAAUACACAGUACUGCUUCAAUUGGUCAUAUUGAUGUCAUUAAAUAUCUGAUCAGUAAGGGAGCUGAGUUCAAUAUGAAGGAUAAUGGUGGUUUGACUGCAUUACACAGUGCUGCUUCCAAUGGUCAUAUUGAUGUCAUCAAAUAUCUAAUCAGUGAGGGAGCUGAGGUCAAUAAGGAGGAUAAUGGUGGUUUGACUGCAUUACACAGUGCUGCUUCCAAAGGUCAUAUUGACGUCAUCAAAUAUCUGAUCAGUAUGGGAGCUGAGGUCGCUAAGGAGGAUAAUAAUGGUCGGACUGCAUUACACAGUGCUACUUCCAAUGGUCAUAUUGACGUCAUCAAAUAUCUGAUCAGUGAAGGAGCUGAGGUCAAUAAGGAGGAUAAUCAUGGUUGGACUGCACUACACCGUGCUGCUGAGAUGAGUCAUAUUGAGGUCAUCAAAUAUCUGAUCAGUGAAGGGGCUGAGGUCAAUAAGGAGGAUAAUGAUGGUCGGACUGCAAUACACCGUGCUGCUUCCAAUGUUCAUAUUGCCGUUAAUAAAUAUCUGAUCAGUAAGGGAGCUGAGGUCAAUAAGGAAGAUAAUGAUGGUCGGACUGCAAUACACAGUGCUGCUUCCAAUGGUCAUAUUGACGUCAUCAAAUAUCUGAUUAGUGAAGGAGCUGAGGUCCAUAAGGAAGAUAAUGAUGGUCGGACUGCAAUACACAGUGCUGCUUCCAAUGGUCAUAUUGACGUCAUCAAAUAUCUGAAUAGUGAAGGGGCUGAGGUCAAUAAGGAGGAUAAUAAUGGUCGGACUGCAAUACACCGUGCUGCUCCCAAUGGUCAUAUUGCCGUCAUUAAAUAUCUGAUCAGUGAGGGAGCUGAGGUCAAUAAGAAGGAUAAUGAUGGUCGGACUGCAAUACAAAGUGCUGCUUCCAAUGGUCAUAUUGACGUCAUCAAAUAUCUGAUUAGUGAAGGAGCUGAGGUCAAUAAGGAGGAUAAUGAUGGUUGGACUGCACUACACCGUGCUGCUGAGAUGAGUCAUAUUGACGUCAUCAAAUAUCUGAUCAGUUGA